Pipistrellus kuhlii (Kuhl's pipistrelle) is the source of this 4544-nucleotide messenger RNA. It is a transcript of the gene PPP1R9B, whose product is annotated as protein phosphatase 1 regulatory subunit 9B. Gene Ontology annotation, cellular component: cytoplasm; actin cytoskeleton; dendrite. Gene Ontology annotation, biological process: neuron projection development; calcium-mediated signaling; actin filament organization. Lineage: Eukaryota; Metazoa; Chordata; Mammalia; Chiroptera; Vespertilionidae. The record is from RefSeq and is a predicted model, not a curated record. Gene Ontology annotation, molecular function: actin filament binding. The transcript is spliced from 10 exons. The coding region runs from base 539 to 3064 and encodes 841 amino acids.
GAGGGGGGGGGGGAGGGUGGCGCGGCGGCGGAACGGCCCGGGCCGGCCGAGCAGCCAUGGGCACCGGGGUGCCGGGCCCCCCGAGAGCCAAGGUUCCCGGCCGGAGCGGGGGACGCCCGGGCUGCCAGCCGCGCUGACACCGCCUCGGACGAUGUGAGCCGGCGCCUCCGCCGCUGCUUCGCGGGCAGGGCGUGCGGUCCCACCGGCCCCGCCGCCGCCGCUUUUCGAAUCUGGUUGGGGGCGACCGGACCAGGCCGCUGGAGCUUGGGAAGCGGGGCUGGCUGUCUUGGGCAGCUUGAUUGGUGGAGACGACCCACACGGGGGCUCGGAGAUCCCCCCUCCUUUUUUUUUUUUUUUUUUUUUUUUUUUUAAGCGGCCUUAACUGUCUUUGGCAGCUUGGUUUUGGGGGGAGCCUAUAAAAAAGGCCUUUGGGGGGGGUUCUUUUUUGGGGGGAGGGGGCGGUGGUUCCGACUUGGCCCGCCGCCUGUUGGAGGGGGGGAGCGGGGAGCGGGGGCAUGCGAGCCCGGCUCCCCCCAUCAUGAUGAAGACGGAGCCGCGGGGGCCCGGGGGUCCCCUCCGGAGCGCCUCCCCGCACCGCAGCGCCUACGAGGCGGGCAUCCAGGCGCUGAAGCCGCCCGACGCGCCGGGGCCCGACGAGGCGCCCAGCAAGGCGGCCCACCACAAGAAAUAUGGCUCCAACGUCCACCGCAUCAAGAGUAUGUUCCUGCAGAUGGGCACCCCCGCGGCGGGGCCGCCGGGCGGCGAGGCGGCCGGCGCCGCGGGCCCCGCCGCCGCCGCCGCCGAGGCCCCGCGGGCGCCCGAGCGCGGCGGCGGGUGCGGCGGCGUGCGCCUGUCGCUGCCCCGGGCCGGCAGCCUGAACGAGAACGUGGACCACAGCGCCCUGCUCAAGCUGGGCACCAGCGUGUCCGAGCGCGUGAGCCGCUUCGACUCCAAGCCCGCGGCCUCGGCGCAGCCCGCCGCGCCGCCGCCGCAGCCGCCGUCCCGGCUGCAGGAGACGCGGAAGCUGUUCGAGCGCAGCGGCGCGGCGGCCGCGGGCGGCGACCGGGAGGCGGCGGCGCGGCGGCUGCUGCGGCAGGAGCGCGCCGGCCUGCAGGACCGGAAGCUGGACGUGGUGGUGCGCUUCAACGGCAGCACCGAGGCCCUGGACAAGCUGGACGCCGACGCCGUGUCGCCCACCGUCAGCCAGCUCAGCGCCGUCUUCGAGAAGGCCGACGCCAGGACCGGCCCCCACCGCAGCGGGCCCGGCCUCCCCAGGGCCACGGCCGCCGGGGCGCCGCCGCUCAGCUCCAAGCUGGUCAGCAAGCGGUCCCGCGUGUUCCAGCCGCCGCCGCCGCCGCCGCCGCCCGCCCCGUCGGGGGAUGUCCCCGCCGCCGCCGAGAAGGAGCGCGGCCCCGGAGGCCAGCAGCCCCCGCAGCACCGAGGGGCCCCCGCCCGGCCGCCCCCCAAGCCCCGGGAGGUGCGCAAGAUCAAGCCGGUGGAGGUGGAGGAGAGCGGGGAGUCGGAGGCCGAGGCGGCGGCGCCGGGGGAGGUGAUCCAGGCGGAGGUGACCGUCCACGCGGCCCUGGAGAAUGGCAGCACCCCGGACCCCGCAGCCAGCCCCCCCGCACCGCAAGAGCCCAAGGCCCCGGGGGCCCCCGAGGAAGAGGCGGCCGCCGCCGUGGGGGCGCCCGAGAGAGGGGUGGGCAAUGGCCGGGCCCCAGACGCGGCCCCGGAGGAGGCGGAUGAGUCCAAGAAGGAGGACUUCUCCGAGGCGGACUUGGUGGACGUGAGCGCCUACAGCGGGCUGGGGGAGGACUCCGGGGGCAGCGCCCUGGAGGAGGACGAUGAAGACGACGACGAGGAGGAGGAUGGGGAGCCCCCCUAUGAGCCGGAGUCGGGGUGCAUGGAGAUCCCGGGGCUGUCGGAGGAAGAGGACCCGGUUCCGAGCCGGAAGAUCCAUUUCAGCACGGCGCCCAUCCAAGUGUUCAGCACCUACUCCAAUGAGGACUACGACCGUCGAAACGAGGAUGUGGACCCCAUGGCGGCCUCCGCGGAGUAUGAGCUGGAGAAGCGGGUGGAGAGGUUGGAGCUGUUCCCUGUGGAGCUGGAGAAGGACUCCGAGGGCUUGGGCAUCAGCAUCAUCGGCAUGGGGGCCGGGGCGGACAUGGGCCUGGAGAAGCUGGGCAUCUUUGUGAAGACGGUGACUGAGGGCGGAGCAGCCCAUCGGGACGGCAGGAUCCAGGUGAACGACCUCCUGGUGGAGGUGGACGGAACCAGCCUGGUGGGAGUGACCCAGAGCUUCGCAGCCUCCGUGCUCCGGAACACCAAGGGCCGUGUGCGGUUUAUGAUUGGCCGGGAGCGGCCCGGUGAGCAGAGCGAGGUGGCUCAGCUAAUUCAGCAGACCCUGGAGCAGGAGCGAUGGCAGCGAGAGAUGAUGGAGCAGAGAUACGCCCAGUAUGGGGAGGAUGAUGAGGAGACCGGGGAGUAUGCCACCGACGAGGAUGAGGAGCUGAGCCCCACGUUCCCGGGUGGUGAGAUGGCCAUCGAGGUGUUCGAGUUGGCAGAGAACGAGGAUGCCUUGUCCCCUGUGGACAUGGAGCCCGAGAAGCUGGUGCACAAGUUCAAGGAGCUCCAGAUCAAGCAUGCUGUGACGGAGGCAGAGAUCCAGCAGCUGAAGAGAAAGCUGCAGAGCCUGGAGCAGGAGAAGGGGCGGUGGCGGGUGGAGAAGGCCCAGCUGGAGCAGAGUGUGGAGGAGAACAAGGAGCGCAUGGAGAAGCUGGAGGGCUACUGGGGCGAGGCCCAGAGUCUGUGCCAAGCUGUGGACGAGCACCUGCGGGAGACCCAGGCCCAGUACCAGGCCCUGGAGCGCAAGUACAGCAAGGCCAAGCGCCUCAUCAAGGACUACCAGCAGAAGGAGAUCGAGUUCCUGAAGAAGGAGACCGCACAGCGCCGGGUUCUGGAGGAGUCGGAGCUGGCGAGGAAGGAGGAGAUGGACAAGCUCCUGGACAAGAUCUCAGAACUGGAAGGAAACCUGCAAACACUGAGGAAUUCCAAUUCUACUUAGCGGGAAUCUUUCCUUGACCAGACAAUAAUUAACCCCGCCCAUUGUCCUCCCUCCCGUCCUCACCAUUUCACCCCACCCCCUACCAGCCUGGGGACAGGUGCCCCGACUCCCCCACCCCUCUGCCCCACCUCCCCCAGCUUCAGGGACCGGAGGGCCCAUAUCACAGGCCCCGUUGUGGUGGCCCUGGGCAGACGGGUGGCUGGCAGGAUGGCCUCCUCUGCACUUGAUGGGGCUGAGACAGAGGCCGAGGGAUGCUGAGGGCUGGCCUGGGUGGUGGAUGGACGCGAGGAUCUGCAGACCAAACUGCCAGACUUUACACCCUCCAGCCUUUGUCUCUGGACUGGAAUGGGGCUGGGGCUCCCCCAGCAUUUCACCACCUGGAGGCUGCUCCCUGCCCACGCGGCUCCUUGACUUGAGAUUCUACCUUCUUGGCUCUUCCCCGCCCCCAUCUUUGUGCUGUCUCUGUUUCACUCUGAUCCUCCUUCUGGAAGGGGUUGCCUCCACACCUCCGCCCAUCCCUGUCUCCUCUCCCAGGAGGGAUGGAGUCCACCCCAGCGCCCGGAGGCUGGGCCUGGCCCUGCACUGAUUUCUCACGUACCCUUCAGGAAAAGGGGAGUAGGAGUAGGGAAAGGGGGGCAGAAGCCCUCAGUUUCUCCGUGUGCCUCCCCCCUGCCCUUCCCUGGUGCCAAAUAGCCAUAACCUCCUCCUGGAACUGUUCUGUGGCCUCACUGGGGUCGUUUCCUGUCCAGCGCUGGGAAUUCUAGGGAAGAGAGGGAAUCCGCUUAGGGGCCGGCUGCAGAGACCUGGUCUCAGGCAAGAGAAAGCUUUCUCACUUGAGAGCCAGGCCUGCCCUGCCCAGGGCCACACAUGGAAGCCUUGUACUAACCCCAGAGAUUCAGCCUCGCCCACCCACGCCCACACCCACACCCUUCCAAGGUUUUGACUGGAGGGCAACCUUUUACUAACCUUUUUGGAGACCAGGGCUGCCCUGCUGACAGCCUGCUUUCUAAGUGAAACUGACUCGUUUCCUCACUUUAACCCCAAAUUGGGGCUUGGACCAAGGGAGGUGAGGACCACCUCAGGUCCCCCUCCCCUUUCAGAAUCCAUCUCUCAUUCUGCCCCUCCCCCAUGCCCCUGCCCCAGCCUGGGUUUUUGGCUUCUCCUCGUCCCAUAUAAAUAGACCAUGCCAUCUAUCAGUAUUUCCUCCCCCUCCCCUUCCUGUCUCCAGACGUUUUCCUACCCCUGAAAGAGCUGGCUGUCUCAGUGCCCCGCCCACGCACUUCACCUAUGCCCUCGCAGAUGGAGGGGGCGGGGCCAGGCAGGUGGGGCCGAAGGCGCUUCCGGUUUCUCUGGCCAGCGCCCCCAUCCCGCCCUCUGCAGGACUGCGUCUCUGUAUAUAAUAUAUAUAUGUAUGUAUUGUUUCCGGUUUUGUACGGACCAUGCCCUCUGUCAGGUCGUCCCCAUAAAUGCAGCCCCCAGA